Molecule: messenger RNA, 3803 nt
Organism: Patiria miniata (bat star)
Lineage: Eukaryota; Metazoa; Echinodermata; Asteroidea; Valvatida; Asterinidae
Product: proprotein convertase subtilisin/kexin type 7-like
Exons: 16
Coding region: 379-3639 (1086 amino acids)
Biological process (GO): protein processing
Cellular component (GO): Golgi membrane; trans-Golgi network
Molecular function (GO): serine-type endopeptidase activity
Source: RefSeq, a predicted model, not a curated record
CAGUGCGCCGACGACCAGUUGCGCUUUUCAUGGUCUGUUUUUGUUGUGUGCAUUGUAAUGCGCAUGUGAUUAUUAUGGCUUUUGUUAGGGAGUUUUAUUGCCAGUUUAGGAGAUAAACAUCCGUAAAUUCGUGGCUAUUUUGUCAGCUGGAGAGGUCAUGCGGGCAUGUAUUUCCCAACGUACGACAUCUGAGGACUGACUGCCGAGUGUGGAGAACAGACACAUGUGCCAAGGACGCAUUAUCACUAUAGCAAGGACAGUACGGCGCUAUCCCGACUGUACGUCACGAGCUGAAGUUUCCCAAGGCGUUGUGGGUACGCUUGUCUUCUCCACGGUGAUGCACCCGCUGCCUGCCGGGACGGACUCACCCCCGGAAUCAUGUUGAUGGACCGGUGCCCCCUGACCUCUGGAGGUCAGGAGGUCAUGCCACGCCACUUCCACUUGCCCGUUCUCAUCGCCUUCUGGGUCAUGUACCCGCGGCCGCUGCGCGCCAUGUACAUCCACCGGCAGGAGUACGCCACGAACGCGGACGACGAGGCGCAGUCCAGCCCCGCGGCCGCAGACAUGCGAUCCACGCUGUCCUGGGCGGUCAAGUUCCGGACCGCAUCCCACCGCAAGACCGUCCAACGGACUGACUACGACGAAAUCGCCAACCGCAUCGCCAAAGAGGUGGAUUUACUUAAUCACGGCCAAGUCGGCGAGCUACUCAACCACUACCUGUUUGUGCACGCCAGCUACAACGCGACGCUGAACGGGACCGAUGACCAGACCGAACUGAGGCGGAUUCAGGGGGAGACUGAGACGAAACUGAGGGAACACCCCGAUGUGCAGUGGUUUCACCAGCAGCGGAUCCGGCGACGGACAAAACGGAGCUUGCAGUUCCAAGAUCCUUCCUAUUCCACGCAGUGGCAUUUGCACAACCAUGCAUCUCCAGGUAUGGACAUCAAUGUGACUGAAGUCUGGAAUCAUAACAUCACCGGCACAGGAGUGGUGGUUGCUGUUAUUGAUGAUGGUCUGGAGUGGAGAAACGAAGACAUCUUAGCCAACUACAAUGCAAAAGGCAGCUGGGACCUGAACAACAAUGAUCCGGACCCGAUGCCCGAGGUUCACAAAGACGACGGGAAGUCACUGAAUCGCCACGGGACCCGCUGCGCCGGGGAAAUCGCCGCCGUGGCCAACGACAAGUGCGCCGUGGGGGUAGCCUUCAAUGCUCAGAUAUCUGGUAUUCGUCUCUUGGAUGGACCAAUGACAGACAGUCUAGAGGCCACCGCCUUCAACAAGAACAUGCAUAUUAAUGACAUCUACAGCUGCAGCUGGGGUCCGGAUGAUGACGGCAAGACAGUAGACGGCCCCCACCCCUUGGCACAGGCUGCCUUGAAGCACGGCGUGACGGCCGGACGCAGAGGCCUUGGCAGCAUCUUUGUGGUUGCCAGCGGCAACGGUGGACGCAACGAGGACAACUGUAACUAUGACGGCUAUGCAAACUCCAUGUACACGGUUACCAUAGGUGCUGUGGAUGAGUCUGGUCAGAUGCCUUACUACGCGGAGCAGUGUGCUUCCAUGCUGGCCGUCACGUUCAGCAGUGGCGCUGCUAACAAACGCAACAUUGUAACGACAGACUGGACUUUGGCCAAGGGUACGGGCUGCACGUCCAGCCACACAGGUACCUCAGCCGCUGCACCGUUAGCCGCGGGCAUGAUAGCUCUGAUGCUACAGGCUAAACCCUGCCUGACAUGGAGGGAUAUCCAACACAUCAUCAUCUAUACUGCAGUCAAGAUUGACCAGAAGAACGCGGUCUGGAUCACCAACGCCGGUGGCUUCCACCACUCCCACAAGCACGGCUUCGGUCUGAUGAGCGCCUGGAGGCUGGUCAACGCGGCCAAGGCCUGGCACACGGUGCCCUGGCUGACGUCGGUGGAGGGGCUUGUCAUGACAGAGAACGCCCCCAUCCUGGCAGGGAAGACGCUGAUGGUUACGCAGAAAGUUUCUAACAUCACUGCGGAGAGGAAUGAGCUGCGGAGCCUAGAGCACGUCCUGGUGACGGUCUCCCUGUCCCACGACAAGCGCGGCUUGCUGGAGGUUCAUCUCAUCUGCCCCAGUGGAACCGAGUCGGUCAUCGGCGCCCGACGAAAGAAGGACGAAUCGUCAGAAGGGCUGAAGAGCUGGACCUUCUCCACGGUGAGGUGUUGGGGGGAGAACCCCGUCGGUGAAUGGAAGCUGGUCAUAAUGGAUAACCAUCCCGGUAAUUUCAACAGCGUUGAAGUGCGCAAAGGCCAGCUGCAGUCCUGGAAGCUGACGUUAUAUGGCUCCAACAUGAAUCGGGGGGAAAUAGAAAAGAGGAAAAUUCUGGUCUCGGAAGCCAUGAGUGGUAUCUUCCUAGACGCCAACCUCUCCGAGCCCUGCUCAUAUUACUGGAAUACCGGCUAUGAGGACGAGAGCCUCUUGUCGUCCCGCGUGAUGGAGGUUCUGCUCUACAUGAGCGGCGUGUUCACCCUCAUGGCCAUCUACUACACUCUGGAGCAAGCCUUCUGCAACGGCGAGGACAAGGACAAAGACAAAAAGGAAGGUGGUGGUGGUGACAGUGAGGACCUCGAGAGAGGACCUCGCGGCGAGGAGAGGACGGGCCUCCUAGAGGAGUAUCAGCUGGAUACACUGGGCCGGGCCUGCGUUUAUCAGGGGAGUUACCCGGGACACGGUAGAAACCUCACAGAGAGGCAAUCUGCAGGAGAUGAUGACGAGGUUCUCGGAGGCAGAGGAAAAGCGAACCUCAGAGAUGGAGAUGUGCAUGUCAGAGAUGAAGAGGCGCUUAGGGCUAAUGGCAGCGACGGGAGGCCUAGGCAAAUCCAUCGAGAAAUCGGGGAUGGGGAGAGUGACCAGGGAACGCCUCACGCGUGUAAGAACGAACAGAGAGAAAGGGUGCCUCAAAUGACUUGUUGCUCCUGCGAGGUUCCUCCUGAGGUUCACCCCGCAGUUUCCCAAACUAGAAAUCCCAAUGUGACAUGGAACAACGAGUCCCAGUCCGAGUGUAUACGGACGCACUGUCCCAAAUGCCGGAAAUCCCAAGUGCAAUAUAACGGAGCGCCCUCACGUAACCGCCACUCUUUGCUCGGAAAUUCGAGGGCGAAACCAAACAAGGAGGUGCCUUGCCAGCAUGCCUUUCCCUUUGCCAAACGUAGAGAGGUACAGGCCCAGCCAGUGGCCGGGGAAAGGAGGUCAAGCCCCGCUACGGGGAACGUGUCCCGCGAUUCGCUAUUGGUUGGUUUGAACGGUCGCCAAUCGUCAUUGGUCGGUUCAGACUCCGACAAGCCUUCUUCACCUAAAACCUCAACUUGUGGACGGUUUUCCGAAAGCGGCGCCAGGAACUCCUCAACAAGACGCCCAGGAUCCGAGGCAGUCCAACCCAGUCUAGAAUCUUCCUGCUUAUUGGACGACGCACCCGACCACCCCUUUACCCAGCCAAUCCCGAGUGGCCUUUUAUUAAGCGCAGCCAGCGGAGUCAACAAUCCCGGUUCGAGGAGGAAUUUGAUUGGUCCGCCCGUGUGUAACCGCGGUGACAGUUUACCCCAAAAUGAACAGCAAACACCAGGCACAAGUGGAGAAAAACAAACUUGCCGAGAUUUGACAGCCGUAUUACCGUAGGCCUUACCCAAAAAAAUAUGAAAAAAAGAACACUGGGUUUAUAUCAUUGACCAGUGUACCAAUUCGAGCGAUUCACAAUGCAGUGCGCCACCAAGAGUUUGCCAUGGAAUGUCCAUUUUUCAAGUUUACGGUCGACAAACAUGGUCCAUUUGAACGAGUGUCAG